Molecule: messenger RNA, 1062 nt
Organism: Astyanax mexicanus (Mexican tetra)
Lineage: Eukaryota; Metazoa; Chordata; Actinopteri; Characiformes; Acestrorhamphidae
Product: calphotin-like
Exons: 1
Source: RefSeq, a predicted model, not a curated record
UGCACUUUAUGUUGUCUAUUGCUUGUUGUUCUAUGUUGCACCAUGGUUCCGGAGGAACGUAAUUUCAUCACACUGUGUACCUGUACUCAGAUGUAAUGACAAUAAAAGCCUCUUGACUUGACUUGAUUUGUUGCUUAUAGCACAUGGCUCCCCGUGUCUCUUUGUCUCCGCCCAUGUCUUCAGUGCUCCCACCUGUGUUAAUUUGUAGUUCUGCCCCCUCAUUAGCAACCCCAGGUGUUUCCUCCAUGUGUAUUUAAGCCCCUGUGUUUUCAGUGUUAGGUUUUCUGGUCUUGUGCUUGUUUCACGUCAGUCAGGUUGCUGUUUAUUUGUUUGUUUUCUUGUAAAUAAAUUACCUGCGGUACAUCUACCUCAUGUCGUUCCUGCUGCAUUACCUGACAGAAGACAAAACCUUACCAUGCCGCUUCAGCUCCCAUGCCUGCGGUACCUGCUGCUCCCAGCUCCUGUCGUUUAAUCUGUUUCUGUGCCAUCACCGCUCCUGCUCCAGUGAUCGCGGCUCCUGUCACCGCUCCUGCUCCAGUGACCGCGGCUCCUGUCACCGCUCCUGUUCCAGUGAUCGUGGCUCCUAUUGCCGCUCCUGCUCUGGUGAUAGUGGCUCCUGUUACCAUUCCUGCUCCGGUGAUCGCGGCUCCUGUUGCCACUCCUGCGCCAGUGCUAGCAGCUCCUGUCACCGAUCUUGCUCCAGUGAUAGUGGCUCCUGUUACCGCUCCUGCUCCAGUGAUAGUGGCUCCUGUUACCAUUCCAGCUCCGGUGAUCGCGGCUCCUGUUGCCACUCCUGCUCCAGUGCUAGCAGCUGCUGUCACCGAUCUUGCUCCAGUGAUAGUGGCUCCUGUUACCGCUCCUGCUCCAGUGAUAGUGGCUCCUGUUUACAAUCCAGCUCCGGUGAUCGCGGCUCCUGUUGCCGCUCCUGCUCCAGUGCUAGCAGCUCCCGUUACUGUUCCUGCUCCAGUGGUAGUGGUUCCUGUUACCACUCCUGCUCCAGUGGUCGCGGCACCUGUCAUCACUCCUGCUCCAGUGAUCGCGGCUCCUGUCACCGCUCCUGCU